AUGCCUUUCAUCACUGCCAACACCUCGUUUGCUAUCCCCGAAAGACUCAAGGCUCUUCAAACGGCCUUCUUUGCGCCCAAUCACGAUGCUCAUAUCUGGAUCGAUGGAUGGUACCCCGACGUUCUUACCAUGGAGCAUGCCGCUAUGCAAGCUUAUGGUAGCUCGGCAUCUCAUUGGGGUGGUGCCGAUAUUAUGCAGGUCCUCGAGCUGAUUCCAGAGGAUGACCCUUUUCAGCCAAGGGCCCAGUGGAAUGUGACAACGGAUUUGUAUCCGAAUCGAGCCACAUCGAAGGUUAUUGCCGAUGCGUCGCAUGCGCUGUUCCCUGAGCAAGGAAACCCAUUUUGGAGGCUGUUUUGCCAUGGUUGA
Messenger RNA from Penicillium hordei, 366 nucleotides. RefSeq lists its product as uncharacterized. The coding region runs from base 1 to 366 and encodes 121 amino acids. The transcript has a single exon. The record is from RefSeq and is a predicted model, not a curated record. NCBI's taxonomy places the organism in Eukaryota, Fungi, Ascomycota, Eurotiomycetes, Eurotiales, Aspergillaceae.